AAGGAUCAUAUGCACCCGUCUAAGGGGCCUCCUCCACGGCUUCUCUGGCCACUCCUAUGGAUGGAGCGCUACAAGCAGGCACGCCAAAUUGCCCGGACUCCUUUUAAAAAAAAGUCAACAAUUCAAUCAAUAAAUAAAGUAGUGCAGGAGGAACUUUCCUUGUGUUUCAUUGGCUGCUGACACGUUGGGGGUGUGGUAGAAAGCAAGUGUGGUUUGAAAAAGGAAGUCACAGCAUGACUCGGUGUUAGAGAGACCCACGCUGCCAUGCAACACGUGAAUGAGAUCCCGAUGGCGCCCGCCACCUGCACCUACGCGAGCAUCCCCGCGGAGCCUCCACGUGAUUACGUCAUCUGUUCCAUCUGCACCUUCUGCCUCAUAGGAAAUCCUUUCUGCUUGGGACUGGCCGCCCUCAUCUUCUCCAUCAAGGCUAGAGACCGGAAGGUCGUGGGAGACAUGGAGGGAGCCAAAAGCCACGCCUCCACCGCCAAAUGCCUCAACAUCACGGCCUCCGUCAUCUUCGCCCUCAUCAGCCUCGCUAUAAUCAUUGCAGUGAUUGUCUCUACUGUAUCUUUUCACAAUAACUACAACAGAUAUUAUGGAUGAGCCACACGCUUGUUGCUUUACCACUUUGCAUGCUGGGCAUGAUGAUGCCUUGAAUGCCACAGCUCAGGUCAUCUCUGCAUGCCAACGUCUCCGUUUGAAAAGCACCGCCCACCCAACCCAACCCAAGCGGCUUCCAGCUGGAGGUCACCAGCAGAUGGCUUCCAUUUAUUCCAUUUAGGUCUAUCGCCACAACUUUGUGUUCUAUUCUUGCCUGCUUGUGAAGCAAGUCAAUAAACUUGACCAUCACGCUACCACCGCCAUGUUUGACUCUUCACUAUCCAUUAUUUGCUAGCAUACUCUGAUUCAGAGGCCUAGUCCCCAUCAUCUGUUCUACUUUCUACUUGGAUAUGUAGUAUCAAAUAAUGACAUUGGCUCUGCUGCCGUGGGGAUAUCAGUAGA
This is a messenger RNA of Doryrhamphus excisus (bluestripe pipefish), 1002 nucleotides long. RefSeq names its product dispanin subfamily A member 2b-like. Gene Ontology annotation, cellular component: plasma membrane. Lineage: Eukaryota; Metazoa; Chordata; Actinopteri; Syngnathiformes; Syngnathidae. The record is from RefSeq and is a predicted model, not a curated record.